CGCCAUUCGUCGUUGAGCGGCAUUGGUGAUUGGUUAAUCGGUAAGAGCGCCAGGCGGGUGACUGUCGUGACUGAUGAGCCCAUCGACACAGAUCAACAAGAAUUGACAAGAACCAAGAAUAUUAGCAAUAAUAUCGAGUCCUUCUUUGUGUAAUUCUGAUUUACAGGGAGAAGGGCAGUUACAACGUCUCUAAAAAUCUCGAUUCUUACAACCUCCGAGGAAAUUCAAGAAACAUGUUACGUUUCUUCAUUACAAUUGCGGCACUUGCUGUGCUGAUCGAAGCAGAAUUCCAAAGAAUUUCAUUACACAAGGUAGAUUCCAUUCGAAAAGCUUUGAAAGAGGUUGACACUGACCUGACACAAGUUCGUAUGCUUACAACUACUGGCACACCAGAACCUCUAUCUAAUUAUUUGGAUGCUCAAUACUAUGGUGUUAUUUCAAUUGGAACUCCACCACAGAAUUUUAAAGUAAUUUUUGAUACUGGUUCCUCCAACCUCUGGGUACCAUCCAAGAAAUGCAGCCUUACCAACAUUGCUUGCUUGUUGCAUAAUAAAUAUAAUAGCAAAAAAUCCACUACAUACCAUAAAAAUGAUACUGCAUUUGCCAUUCGUUAUGGUACUGGCAGCCUGUCUGGAUUUUUAUCUGAAGAUGUAGUGACUGUUGCUGGCCUUGCUGUUCAGCAUCAAACAUUCGCGGAAGCUGUAACAGAACCAGGAUUAGCCUUUGUUGCUGCGAAAUUCGAUGGUAUCUUGGGGAUGGGUUACUCUACGAUAUCCGUCGAUGGAGUGACUCCCGUCUUUUAUAAUAUGGUCAAACAAAACUUGGUGCCGCAAGCUGUUUUUAGUUUCUAUUUAAAUCGCGAUCCUUCAGCUGAAGUGGGUGGUGAAAUGAUAUUGGGUGGCUCCGACCCCGAUCAUUACGAAAGCGAAUUCACGUAUAUUCCUGUUACUCGCAAAGGAUACUGGCAAUUUACGAUGGAUGGGGUUCGAGUAAAAGAUAGCGCUUUCUGCAAGGAAGGCUGCCAAGCUAUUGCCGAUACGGGCACUUCCCUAAUAGCUGGACCAGUGUCAGAAAUCGAAAAUAUUAACAAAAUGAUCGGAGCUACUUCUAUUGGUGGGGAAGCAAUAGUGAGUUGUAACCAGAUUUCUGAUAUGCCCUCGAUCAGUUUCAUACUAGGUGGUAAGAAUUUCACUCUUACUAGUGAAGAUUAUGUCCUUAAGAUUAAACAAUUUGGUAAAACAAUAUGUAUGAGUGGCUUCAUGGGUAUGGAUUUGCCUCAGUCAUUAUGGAUUUUGGGUGAUGUAUUUAUUGGCCGAUUUUAUACAGAGUUUGAUAUGGAGAACGACCGAGUAGGAUUCGCUAUUUCAAAGUAAAUAUUGAUUGCCUUUUCAUGAAGUUGCCGUUAAACGCUAAAGAAGAUUUAAAUGACAACUUCGCGAAUAAUUUUCUUAGAAUACUGUUUCCUUAUUGCCUUGUAAUUUUUACCUGGGUUCCAUGCGAUACGUUGUUACACAAUUAUCUCUACGUGAUACUUAAUAAAAUAAGAAUAGAUAUCGUUUCUAAAUAUAGCAUAUCUUUUUUCAUAUAGAAGUGUAUUA
Messenger RNA from Trachymyrmex cornetzi, 1598 nucleotides. RefSeq names its product cathepsin D (gene cathD). Gene Ontology annotation, molecular function: aspartic-type endopeptidase activity. Gene Ontology annotation, cellular component: lysosome. The record is from RefSeq and is a predicted model, not a curated record. The transcript has 8 exons. Lineage: Eukaryota; Metazoa; Arthropoda; Insecta; Hymenoptera; Formicidae. Bases 234 to 1373 code for a protein of 379 amino acids. Gene Ontology annotation, biological process: proteolysis; cell death.